Molecule: messenger RNA, 306 nt
Organism: Staurois parvus
Lineage: Eukaryota; Metazoa; Chordata; Amphibia; Anura; Ranidae
Source: the annotation of a GenBank genome assembly
AUAUUUACCUGCUGUGUGCGGUGGUUUUGCACAGAGCAGCCUGGAUCCUCCUCUUCACGGGUCCCCUGCAGGCUCUCCUGGCCCCUCCUUCCUGUCAGAUGCCCCCACAGCAAGCAGCUUGCUAUGGGGGCACCUGCUGCUCUGUGUGUCCAUUCACACACGGAGCUGUGGCCAUUGAGGAGGCAGAGACUCGGGACAGCUGGAUUGCGAUGGGGCUCAGGUAAGUAUUGAAGGGUGGGGGCACUGUUACAUACAGAAGGUUUGAGCCUUUACAACCACAUUAAAGUUCAUGUGUGUGUAAAGGCA